CUGCGACGGCGUACCGGAGAGAGCGACGGAUCGCCAGGACCCUCCCCGCGCCCGACCGCGUCCUGGUCCCCGCCCCGGGGGCGGACCUGCCGCCUGGAAAGGGAUGCGGUUAAGGCGUGACCCUGUUCGCUCCUUGGCUCCCGGCGCCGGAGAGCCGGUCCCAGGACGCACGUCUGCCGGGCCGCGUCCAGAAGAAGCUAAGUGACUGGUAUUGGACUUGUUAACUUUAUUCCUGCCAUGCCCACACUGCUUGCUCUGGGAUCUCCUACACACGGCGCCAGGCACCGCAUUUGGUACCAGGUGAAAAUGUGUAUGUAAAAUGCAAGCUCACCUUAGCAGAAGCCUUCGGACAGUGUUGCCCUGCCCUCUAAAACUGGAUCAUGAAGGUUUUGGAGAAGAAUUACUUCUGGAUGUUGCUUCCACUGCUUUGUCUGAUGGCUGAGGCUGCGGAACAUGAAGAGGUAGCCAAACAUGCCAUCAAGUUACACCGAGGCCGAGGAGCAGCCAUCACUCAGAGGAAACAUUGGGUCCUCGAUAGUUGCAGAAAGCUCUCUGGGCUUCUUCGCCAAAAGAGUGUGGUUCUGAACAAACUGAAAAGCGCAAUCAGAGCAGUAGAAAAAGACGUUAGCCUUUCAGAUGAAGAGAAACUGUUUCAGGUGCACACAUUUGAAAUUUUCCAAAAAGAGCUGAAUGAAAGUGAAAACUCAGUGUUCCAGGCGAUCCAUGGCCUCCAGAGAGCCCUACAGGGAGACUACAGAGAUGUCGUGAACAUGAAGGAGAGCAGCAGGCAGCGCCUGGAGGCCCUGAGAGAGGCUGCGAUAAAGGAAGAGACAGAAUAUGUGGAACUUCUGGCAGCAGAAAAACAUCAAGUUGAAGCUCUCAAAAAUAUGCAACAUCAAAACAAGAGUUUAUCCAUACUUGAUGAAAUUCUUGAAGAUGUGAGAAAGGCAGCCGAUCGUCUAGAGGAAGAAAUAGAAGAACAUGCUUUUGAUGACAAUAAAUCAGUGAAAGGGGUCAAUUUUGAGGCAGUUCUCAGAGUAGAAGAAGAGGCCAAUUCCAAGCAAAACCUCACGAAGAGGGACGUGGAGGAUGAUUUGGGUCUUAGCAUGCUGAUUGACUCCCAGAACAACCGGUACGUCUUGACCAAGCCCAGGGAUGCCACAGUUCCACGCGCAGAUCACCACUUCCUCAAGGACAUUGUUACCAUAGGAAUGUUGUCUUUACCUUGUGGCUGGCUGUGCACAACAAUAGGGUUGCCUACGAUGUUUGGUUAUAUUGUUUGUGGUGUACUUCUGGGGCCUUCGGGACUAAAUAGUAUUAAGUCUGUUGUGCAGGUGGAGACCUUGGGAGAGGUCGGUGUGUUCUUUACUCUGUUCCUUGUUGGCCUGGAGUUCUCCCCAGAAAGGCUGAGAAAGGUGUGGAAGAUAGCCUUACAAGGACCAUGUUACAUGACGCUGUUAAUGAUCGCAUUUGGCUUGUUAUGGGGACACCUUUUACAGAUCAGACCCACUCAGAGCGUCUUUAUUUCUACCUGCUUGUCCUUAUCGAGCACACCCUUAGUGUCCAGAUUCCUCGUGGGCAGUGCCCGGGGUGAAAAAGAAGCAGGUGACAUCGACUACAGCGCGGUGCUGCUUGGGAUGCUCGUCGUUCAGGACGUGCAGCUGGGCUUGUUCAUGGCUGGCCUGCCCACCCUUAUCCAGGCUGGAGCCGGUACUUCCUCCAGCAUUGUCAUGGAGACUCUGCGGAUCCUGGCUUUGGUCGGUCAGAUUCUCUUCUCGCUCGCUGCUGCUUUUCUUCUAUGUCUUGUUAUAAAGACUUACCUCAUUGGACCAUAUUAUCGGAAACUGCAUGUGGAAAGCAAAGGGAACAAAGAAAUCCUUAUCUUAGGAAUCUCUGCUUUCAUCUUUUUAAUGUUAACGGUCACGGAGCUGCUGGACAUCUCCAUGGAGCUGGGCUGCUUCCUGGCCGGAGCGCUCAUCUCUUCCCAAGGCCACAUGGUCACCGAGGAGGUCGUGUCUUACAUCGAGCCCAUCCGUGACUUCCUGGUUAUCAUCUUCUUCGCAUCCAUAGGCCUUCACGUGUUCCCCACUUUUGUGGUGUACGAGCUCAGCGUCCUGAUGGUCCUCACGCUAUCGGUGGUGAUCAUGAAGUUUGUUCUGGCAGCUCUGGUCUUGUCUCUCCUCCUGCCGAAGAGCAGUCAGUACGUCAAGUGGAUCGUGGCUGCGGGCCUGGCGCAGGUCAGCGAGCUCUCUUUUGUCCUGGGCAGCAGGGCACGCAGAGCUGGCAUCAUUUCUCGGGAGGUGUACCUCCUCACCCUGAGCGUGAGCGCGCUCAGCCUCCUGCUGGCCCCGGCGCUGUGGAGGGCCGCCGUGGCGAGGUGCGCGCCCCGGCCGGAGAGACGCUCCGGCCUCUGGAGGGCCGCGGCGGGCCGGACGGCUUCGCGACGGAGACCCGGAGACCCGUGUGCGGCCGCACCUCCCCGCGCGACCGUCGCCUCGGGGACAGAGCGCCCUGUGGCAGGGGCUCCCCGUCUGCCCGGCGUGACGACCUUUACUGCCGCGGUCUCGGGCGCGCCGAGUGCUUUACUCCAUUCAGUUGGUCACGCACGGUAUAAAUAUAACGCUGCAUUUUACGGAUCACCCUGACUGUUUUGCCUGGAUGUGCCUUUUUUUCUGAAGUUAAUGUUAGCCUUCUAUUGUUACUUCAUCAGUUCAUGAUUUUUUGGUAAAAAAAUCAGAAAGGUUUUUUAUUUAUUCAACUUUUGUGUUGCAAUCUGUUGGUCAAUAUUUGUUAUUAAACGUUUCUGUGAUGUGACAUUUUAAUUCGCGCAGUGAGUUUGGAAAGUUACUUUAGUCAUUACUGUCUCUUUUCUAAAAUGACAGAUAUCUUCUAAAUGUCUAUUUGUUUUUAUUAUAAUAAUUUUAAAUAAAACAUGUCGGUUUUUAUUAGAUAUGUCAUCCUUUUAAAAUAUUUGUUUUGAAUCACAAGAAUAUGCAUGCUUUAAUAAAGAUCAUUUACAAUCAGGAAUUAAUUGAAAUUUAUUGGAAUUUUUUUAGAUUUUUGUGUUAAACUGAUCUUUGACAGUUUUUAAAAGUGAGGAUGAUUUGUACCUUGCCGCAUCAUUCUCUAACAGACCAAGUUAAUACAGUGCUAUUUGUAAAGCCUAAGUUGUAACUUUGAACUUUAUAUUUUGGUUACUGUAUGCCUCAUUUCAGAGAACUCGGGGCUGGAAGGUCUGGUCCUUACAGAUUUCCCCGAGAGGUACUGAGUGGAGUGUCCUGUCAAGAUGGGCUUUAAGAGCCUAGCACUUGGACCAGAGUCCUUACAGCGGAGGAACGCCACCUCGGCCACGACCAGGACCGCAGAUGUGACCGUGUGAUUAACAGUGUGUGGGAGGAAGUGAGCUGCAUCUGGUCUGCAGGAAAUGGAUAGAGAGGAGAUACAGCACUGGUUUUAUUCAUUUCUCAAUCAGAGCACAUCAGUGCCCUUCCCUCAAAACCACUGGGUGUGGACACGCGGGCAGGACGCUUUCUCUUACGUGCCCAGCAGGCUGGAAUCCACUCAGGACGGCCUCUGGGGUGCCUGUUCUUUCAUUUUCAGUCCCCAGCACCUGAGGGCAGAGCUAGGAGCUCAAGAAAUUGUGUUAAGGGGAAGGAGACCUAUUUGAUGCGCUGACGUAGUUUUUCCCAGAACGUGGAGCAGGGGAUGUCACUGGUGAGUAAAGACGCCAAGAGGACGUGCCUUUGGAAGAUGUCUGCCCGCAGGGCACCCUCCCUGGCGGGCUGCAGCCCCAGGACGUGGCCUCUUCACCUUCCACUCACCUCUCGGGGCCCAUCGUCCACACCCCUGCCACACAGUGAGGCCACAGAGCCAUCUCCGGCCUCAUCCUCCCUCUCCUCUCCUCAUCCGAACUCAGAGAGCUCAGCUGUCCCCUCUCUGCCCCGACGAGCCGCUGGGCACCCCUGGGAGCCCCUGCCGCUGCCGCCAUCAGCAUCUCUUCUGCGCAUGGGCUAGUCCUGCUGUUGAUGGCACGCCGGAGGGAAGUGUGCUUGCUGACCAGCCUAGGAGUGACCUCCUCACCUUGAUUUUAUUUUAUUUUUUUUUUUUUAAAGAUUUUAUUUAUUUAUUCGACAGAGAUGGAGACAGCGAGAGAGGGAACACAAGCAGGGGGAGCGGGAGAGGAAGAAGCAGGCUCAUAGUGGAGGAGCCUGAUGUGGGGCUCGAUCCCAUAACACCGGGAUCACGCCCUGAGCCGAAGGCAGACGCUUAACCGCUGUGCCACCCAGGCGCCCCCUCACCUUGAUUUUAAAACCCGGUGUCUGGUGUGAGCCCGUUCCUAGUGGAUUGACAUCUGAGGCACAGAGCUGAAGACAGAGGGGAGGGUGGGGCACCAGCUGCUGACGGCCAGUGCCUCACCGGGUCCCUGACACACGUCAUCUGGGUGGUCACCCCUCACACCCAGAGUGCUAACCCGACCCCCAGCUCCUCUGGUCCCCACGUGCAUUGCGCGUGUUCCAACCUGCUGGCGCCCUCGCGUGGCCUUCCUGCUUCCUGGGUCUGAGUCCCGCCUACACUCUGGCAGGCCGUGUGGGCAUGGGUGUGGUCGCCGCAGGAAACCGUGUCGGGGCCGGGACACCCCUCCCCUGCACGGCCCCUCGCCCUGCCUCCCCGGCUGUUCAGCGUUCACCGCGGUGCGCGCUUCCUUCCCCGAGGAGCCGUUAGUGGCGUGAACGCUUCCCAGAAGUACUGUGUUCUGUGGUCUUUUACUCAACCGUGUUUCUGACUCAUCCUGAUGCUGAGUUUGAGGCAGACAUUCUCACCCUCUGUGACCGUCCCUUCCGUGAAGACGCUGCCAAGUGCUUCUGUCACCAGCGGUGUCCCGGCAUGGUCACCACGGCAUAGUUUUGGAAAUGCUCAGCGAGGGGAGAGGCAGGGGGGCCUCGGGGUCCUUGACUCCUGCAAGGAGGCACAGCAGCAUCCGUGUGCACGCAGGUGUGGGUGCCCAGGUGCUUCUCAGGCGGCACGUUAGCACCUACCUGGCGGUGGUCAGCCUUUGUCACCUCCUCCACGGGACACUCAUGAGCCUCGAAAGACUCUCUGUUGGCCUGUGUUGAGGCGCUAGUCCCAGGGCAGGGGUGAAGUGGCGUAAGGAGCGACCUGAAAGCGCCUGACCCGUGGUGGGUGCGGCUGCGUCACAGGCGGGUCCGCGGGGACUCCUGGUGUCGUCCAGCCAGCAUGGCUCUGCCGCAAUGGAGCCCAGAUCCCGUCGGUCCGGACUAGGGCCUGAAAAUGAGUGUUUCUAACGCAUUUCCAGGCAGUGCUGGUGCGGCUGGGCUGGGAGCACACGGGAGAGACAGCCGUCCAGCUCAUGGUGGCCCUAGCUGGGCCUUUGCUGACCGAACACGUGGACCCAGAUGCGAAGACAAAGGCCUCCGAGCCGGGAACAGAGUCUGGAACAGAGCUGCCGCGGCACUGGGCUCCGAGGACCACUGCGCAGCGUCUCUCCAACGGCAGACUCUGGUGGAGGAGGCGUCCCCUGGAGUGGAUUGUGGCCGUGGGAGCACAGCCACCCAGCCAGGCAAGUGCUGUUGCCGUCUCUGGCUCAGUCACACAUGCGCGUCACGUGCGCGUGUUGGCCAGUCGGAGAGUUUGAAGCCACUGGCGUAAGGGAGGAAGGUCGGGGAAGGCAGAACACAGGUGCUUCCUGGGGCUGAGGGGGCCAUGGGGUCUCGGGAGCGGCUGGGGGGGGCGCUCAGGAGACCCUGGCUUCCAGCACCUUCUGCCCCGACCAGGUGCCAGGCGGGCACCACCGUGGCGUCCAGCGCACAGAGGGAUGCCGCAUGCGGCCGGCGUGCUCAGGUGCUUCUCAGGGAGCGGCCGUGUGUCCCGCCCGGACAGGGGGAGCUGGGGUGCAGGCUGCAUGGUGGGUGAGCACCAGCUGUCCAUAGGAAGCAAGUCACUGGAAUCUCUUAUUUCCCGAUUUAUGAAUGAAAUCAAGUGUGGAGAAAUGACCCAAGAACUUGGUGUGUGCACAGGCGAGGCGGGCGCAAGGAAAGAAGGGAGCAUUUAUGAGCAAAGGGGCACCAUUAUUUCAAAACAAGGAGUAUUCGAGAGGGAGGUGAGCACAUCGAGCUCUGCACCCUACCUGCGUUGCAGAGGCUUGGUGGCUCCCGGGCAGCCGUCCCCUGGGGGGACACCUCCCACGGGAGGUGCUUUUAUGGGCUUGCUGUUACCUCAAACCCACUUUAGGGAUCAAAGUGCUGCCUCAGCAUGGGUUCUCAUAUGGGGGUCGGGCGUUGUUUUGAGAUGUGUUUCCUCCCCUAAAUUCCCAUUUCUUCCCUCAAAGUGGACUCCAGCGUCUCAGGGUGGAUCACAAUGGUCCAGAGGACAGAGCUAGCUUGCCGGUCUUCCUGACGUUUUACAAAAGCCCUCCAAAAGGGCUUUUAGAGGCUCGACCGAGAAGGUAAAAGGAAGGUGAAUUUGCUCAUCGAGAUGGAGGCCGGGGAGCCGUCCAUGUGGGUAGAGGACGGGACCCAGCAGCCUCACGAAGGACCCCAUGUGCCCGUGGCGUCUGACUCGGGACACCGGCCAUGACCGUGUGCAUUCUGGGCAGAGAAAACCCCAAGAACAAGAGGAAAGCUCGCAGGAGCCCAGUGGUCGGACACUGAGCUUGAACAUAGGCUGGCAGUCCAAGGGUGCCGUCCGUCAGCCCCGGGACUGUGCACUGGGCUCCCGCGCGGGCAGCGGGCCGCUCCCUCAGCCACGCUGGUGUCCACCGCUCAGCCGCCAGCUCCAGCACACGGCCUGGACCCUUUCCAGGUUCACACACGGUUCCAAAUUCCUUUUGAUAGCUGCCGUUUUCCCGCAAACCUUUCCUUGAAAUGUGAAGAUUAGAGAAGGAAGGUGGACACAAACCCAGGAGGACUGAAAAGUGGAGGGUAGUCUGAAAUGACAGUUUGGGGGUCAGCAAGUCGGCGAGAGGUCGGGCCUCACGAUCUGAGAUUGUAAAGCAGGAAGGUCAGCCCGCCUUCCUCGUAGGCUGCUCUGCAAGGCCACCGGUCCUCCAUCCCUGACGCUGGGAACCCCGUCAACCCUGGUGCCACCGCCGCAGAGGCAUGAGCCGGGCCUCGGGGAAGCGGAUGGGGGCGCACUCCGCUGAGGUCGUCGGGUGCCCGCACUUUUGCCACGCUCGCCGUCCUGACCGUGCCGCACACUGUGGUCCAGGCCACGGGCUUCCAGAAAUUAGAUGCGGCAGCCUGGCAAGAAGGAACUUUCCCGGCUGAACGAAGGACCAUCGACUCCCACUUGCGGGUUUCCAGAUUCACUCCUGCUCCUCAGCUUUCCCGGAGUAACGGGCACGACACGAGCCGGCCGUUCCUGCGGGCUGACGUCUGCCUUCUGUCCCACGACGGUCUCUUCUGUGUUUCUAUCGCACACGUUCCUGAGACACCUAGUUGCACCGGGAACGAGUGCUUGGCGAGCACUGAAAACCGACACUCCGUUUUUGACUUCUCCCUGGUGCGUCUGACCCACUUAUGGGAUCCAAAAUACACUUCCCCUGCCGUCUGUGGCCGUCCCAUUCUGCUGUCACCCGUCAUGCCAACGGUUCUUGAUCGUCUGUUUAUUCUGGUCCAACAUCCACGUUGGACUAACUCGCAGAGAAUUUAACCCCCCAGAGAGCGAGACGAGGCUGGGGUGCCAGGCCACUGAGGCUCCUACCAGCACCGCGUGGCAACUGUGUGUACCUGUCCCUGGCCUAGUUUGAGGACCUUGGACGUCGUUAGGUCUGGACCCUCCCCUCCUCCCACCGGAAGGACUGGAGCUUGGCUUGCCACCCAGUGAACCUGCCUUGUCACGGAGACCCCAGGACACUGACACAGGCUUCCUGUGCCUGCCCAGGAAUGAGGACUUGCUUCCCUCUUCGGCCCUGCAUCCGCAUGGCUACAGGACUUGGGAGACCCGGUGGGUGUGUAGGACGACCAGGGCCAGCCCUGGGGCCAGCCACCUGCAGGCUCAGCUGGGACAAGGGCCCCGAGGGUCUGCACAGACCCAGAGCCCGAAGGUCGGUGCGACUCUGUCCCGCUUGGUUCCCCUGGCUGCACGUGGGAGCUGCUGCCCCUUUCCCGCAGGUGAGCGCAUGAGCUAGGCUGCCCAGCCUGUCAUUCGGUCAGUUCACAGGGUCCUCCCAGCUUGGGUGGGCUUUCCUCCAUCAGGUGCUUUAGGAGAAGUUAUACCGAGUGACAGAAUGUAAAGGACUAAGUUUCUGCGAGUACAAGCGUGUGCGUGUGUGUGGACAGGAAGGUACAUAGGUGAGUGUAGACGAGUGAUGGAGGGACAUGAUAGGUGGGUACAGAAGUAGACACACAGGCAGAUGGAGAGACAGAUGAUAGAUGACGGGUGGAGAGGCAGCCCCCUGGCUCGCAGCACCGGAACGCCCACCAGCCGGCAGCUGGGGGCCCCUCUGCACCAUUCAGACAGGGACUACGGGAAUGCCGUCAAAGCACACAGCAUUUCCCACCCUGACCCAGCGCGGCCUUGGGCUCAGACGGCCAACACUACUUUCAAGAACUGGCAUUAGAAAUUUUCACAUUUCUUGUUUUAAAAUGGGCCUUGGUGCGGGUGGGGGUCAGUGGGAGGUUGGGGUGCAGGCGCCUGCGGUAGUGUUGGUGUGCGGGUGCUGGGCCGUAUGAGUGGAGAGGGCCCCUACCCGUGAUGAAGGCGCUGGGUCUCCAUCCUCUCAGAGACCUGCCCAGUGUGGAGGCCAAGCCGGCUGUGAGCAGGCAGGUGGGCGGGACCGCGGGGAACAGGGUCCCUGCCUCUGGCUUCCAUGCGAGGCUGGGUUUGUGCACUAUAGGCAUAAAUUAAACCUCUUGGGAUUACAAAUAAAAAUCAUGGAACACUGAUUAGAA
Messenger RNA from Ailuropoda melanoleuca (giant panda), 8909 nucleotides. RefSeq names its product solute carrier family 9 member D1 (gene SLC9D1). Gene Ontology annotation, molecular function: potassium:proton antiporter activity. Gene Ontology annotation, biological process: potassium ion transmembrane transport; proton transmembrane transport. The transcript is spliced from 16 exons. The record is from RefSeq and is a predicted model, not a curated record. NCBI's taxonomy places the organism in Eukaryota, Metazoa, Chordata, Mammalia, Carnivora, Ursidae. Bases 381 to 2645 code for a protein of 754 amino acids. Gene Ontology annotation, cellular component: membrane.